This is a messenger RNA of Gossypium arboreum, 1217 nucleotides long. Its product is annotated as peptidyl-prolyl cis-trans isomerase CYP63-like. The coding region runs from base 151 to 651 and encodes 166 amino acids. The record is from RefSeq and is a predicted model, not a curated record. Gene Ontology annotation, biological process: protein peptidyl-prolyl isomerization; protein folding. The transcript has 7 exons. Lineage: Eukaryota; Viridiplantae; Streptophyta; Magnoliopsida; Malvales; Malvaceae. Gene Ontology annotation, molecular function: peptidyl-prolyl cis-trans isomerase activity.
AAAAAUCAUCCAUAGUUGUUAAGCUCGAAGGAGAUAUUUGCGAAACUACUAGCACUAGGGCAAAUUUCUCAACAAAGAAGCUAAGCAUAAGCAAGCAGCUAGAAGUGCAGCACGCGCCAAUACUUUCUUCGGUGAAUCGUUUGAGGAGCGAUGAGUAAAAAAAAGAACCCUAUGGUAUUCUUCGAUAUUUCAAUUGGUGGAGAUCUGGUGGAAAGAAUUAUUAUCGAGCUUUUUGCAGAUGUUGUUCCUAAGACAGCUGAGAAUUUCCGGGCACUCUGUACAGGUGAAAAGGGCAUUGGCAAAUCUACCGGGAAACCCUUGCACUAUAAAGGAGCUUUUUUUCAUCGAAUAAUCAAAGGAUUCAUGGCCCAAGGUGGUGACUUUUCAAAGGGAAAUGGCACUGGUGGAGAAAGUAUUUAUGGAGGGAAGUUUGCAGAUGAGAAUUUUAAACUGACUCAUGACGGACCUGGUAUUCUCUCUAUGGCAAACAGUGGUCCAAACACAAACGGAUCUCAAUUCUUUAUAACCUUCAAGGGCCAACCUCAUCUUGAUGGGUAUUUAACGUUUGCUUAUUACUUAUUUACCUGUUAUGACUGUAAAGAUGGAGCUUUUCUAUGUUGCUUAGCAAUGGAUUUGUCAUUUCUUCGGUGAAUUGGUAAUUAUCGCCGCCAUUUUCGAACUCUAGCUCGAGUUUACUCAGCUCGACUCGCUGCUCUCCCAACUGUUGCUUUCCUUCAAUACUCUGUAUCUUUUUGUUUUUUUAGGCUUUUUCUUCUGUAUCAGUUUGAUCCGUUCUGAUUUUCUGAGCAGUAGAUAGCUAUCUUUAACCUUCCAAGUUUAAGCAUUUCAGUUAAAUUUUAAGCUUGUUUUCUCCUUAAAGAAGAAGAUCAAGAGUUUUUGAGUGUGAAAAUUAGGAUUUAGGGUUUUUGCGGUUACAGUAGGAUUGUCGCGAUGCGUUAACUAAAUUGUAAUUUAGACUUUUUUUAGUAAUAAAUACAGUGGUGAAUGCAUAUCAUAUUCGUAGCAUUGGUCUGUUUUAGAGGAUAUGCAUCGCUUGUAGCUUGAAAGGGUGUAUGUAAGUGAAUAUGGAGUUUAGACAUCUUUAAAUUUUAGGGUUCUUCUAUAGGGAAUUUUAUUCACAAAAUUUGCUGAAGGAACUCUUCUUGAAGAAGCUUGUAUGUUUGAUAUGUGAGAAUGAAGUAGAGUUUUAUGUGCCA